AGCCGCUGGCUACUUGCGCAAUAGCAGUUGUCGUCGGGCAGCUAAUGAAAGAUCCGAGCCGGAGAAACGUUUCCUGUUCGGCUGCUCGCGUCUCUGGAUGUUGGUCGUUGGUGUCCGCGGACGUUGUUCCUCAGAUUCACCGGCAGACACAGAUGUUAGCAGCGGUCACUUCGGUGUUUGCAGCGGCCACAUUUUCCGUAUUUGGCCGAGCUAGCUGAUAAGCUAGCCUAGCUGCUGUUAGCCUGUUAGCUCGCCUGUGAUGGCCCAGCCAGGGAGCGACAGGAUAAAGGAAGCCUAAACUCUGCAUGGCGACGGACUUGCAGCAGUGGGAGUGAGCCGCCAAUCAGCCAGGGCCCCCGGAAGCAACAUGGCGUCCCUUCAGAAGAACUCGGUCCGGAUCUUGUCCAACCGGGAGCGAGGCUCCCAGACCUUCGGCUCGCAGCGGCUCCUGCAGCUACUAGUGGAGGAGAAAGUCCGCUGGAUGAAAUGGCAGAGUCAGAAGGUGGAACUGCCGGACAGCCCUCGCUCUACGUUCCUGCUGGCCUUCAGCCCCGACAGGACCCUCAUGGCUUCCACACAUGUCAACCACAACAUUUACAUAACUGAGGUGAAGACUGGAAAGUGCCUACAUUCAUUAGUGGGCCAUCGUAGAACCCCCUGGUGUGUGACCUUUCACCCCACAAUACCUGGCCUGGUGGCCUCCGGGUGCCUUGAUGGAGAAGUCCGCAUCUGGGACCUGCAUGGCGGCAGUGAGAGUUGGUUCACAGAGAGUAAUGUUGCCAUCGCCUCUCUGGCCUUCCACCCGACCGCUCAGCUCCUCCUGAUCGCCACCAACAACGAGCUCCACUUCUGGGACUGGAGCCGGCCAGAGCCCUUCGCCGUGGUCAAGACGGGCAGCGAGACGGAGAGAGUUCGGCUGGUGAGGUUUGACCCCUUGGGUCACAACCUGCUGACAGCGACAGUGAAUCCAUCCAAUCAGCAGAAUGAGGAGGACUCCGAGGUUCCCAUGGACAGUGUUGAGAUGCCUCACUUCCGUCAGCGCUCCUUCCUGCCGACCCAACCGGUUCGCCGCACGCCGAUUCUACACAACUUCCUCCACAUCCUGUCGUCCCGCUCCCCUGGUGCUCAGGUGGGAGGCGAGCAGCCGCGCCCGCUCAGUGACAAUGGGAGCAAUGUGGGAGAAUCUCCCACUUUGCCUCUGCCCCAGUUCCCCAGCCCCGAACGCGGGCCACCUUUCCCUGGCUGCACUCAGCACCUGGGCAUGGUUUGUCUGUGCAGUCGCUGCUCAGUCAAUCGGAACCCUUCCCUACCUGCCAACGGGUCCUCCAUGACCCCCUCUGAUCCCCGGAUAUCAUCUGACGCCCCCCAGCCCCCCCCUGCUUCCACUUUCUCUUCGGCUCGCACAGAGCCCAGACAGCCCACUGAACGACCCUCAGCCUUUACCUCAGUCUACUACAGCGCCGGCACGUCUCUGAAUCCCACUGCACCGAGCAGCGUAGAGCCGCUCUCCAGCUCCAGACCGGGACCUGACUGGACACGCAACCUCCUCAGCAUGAGGGAAGGAGCAGUUGGUCCAGGUAUGCUGCCUCCAAGAACCUCUUCGUCCUCCAUCAGCCUUCUGUCAGUGCUCCGUCAGCAGGACGGCUCCUCUCACUCCCCUGUAUACACGUCUGCCACUGAGGGACGGGGUUUCCCCCAACAAGGAGAGCCAGGGGCCCGAGAUGCUGCAGGUACAAGCAGCGGUCACCACCCUUUCUGGGACGGCUCUCGCACCAACACAGCCUCUUUCCGUAACGUGCUGCAGUGCAACUUGAGCCGCUACUUCAUGGAGUUUGACCGUAUGCAGGACCUGGAGCCUCCAUUAGGGGGCAGCAUGACAGAUGGAAGCCAGGAGCAGAGCCAAGAGCUGCUGAAUAACAACAUGGACCCAGACAGAGCAGGGCCUUCCUCAUCUUCAUCCUCCUCCACCCCUACCAUCAUCCACUACCAGCCUCCUCUCCCACCCCCCCCUGCUUCUCACAGCCUGGACAACGUUACUCCCCCGGCCUCCCGCGGCCAUCUGAACCGCUGCCGGGCCUGCCACAACCUACUGACCUUCAACCAUGACUCCCAGCGCUGGGAGCGCACCAACCAGGCCUCCUCCACCUCUGCCUCGUCUCUUGAGCCCUCCUCUUCCUCCUCCUCCUUCCCUGCCUCUUCAGCCCCAUGGCAUCCUGAGGAGAGCAGGAGGACACUAGAAGCCCAAACCCAAGAGAGGAGGGCGCCUCCGGAUCCCAACGAGCAUCCGCCUCCCCCUGGAGGUGGAGCAGCAGGGACGGUGGCCUUCCCGAUAGCCCCAUCUUCCAGCCAGACUGGAGAGCAGACGGUGGGACUGGUGUACAACCAGGACACAGCACAGUGGGAGAGGGUUUACCGGCAGGCUGCUGCUGGACGAUCGGCAGCGCCACCGGAGGCCUUAAGCCAAGAAAUGCCUGUUGACCCCCCAGAUGAGGACUCCCUGAGGAGGCGACUUUUGGAAUCAUCUCUGUUAUCGUUGUCUCGCUAUGACAUGUCAGGAUCAAGAGACCACCCUAUUUACCCCGAUCCAGCCAGACUUUCUCCAGCUGCUUACUACGCCCAGAGGAUGAUCCAGUAUCUCUCCAGACGAGACAGUAUUCGCCAGCGCUCGCUUCGUUACCAGCAGAACCGCCUGCGGGCCAUGUCGUCCUCUUCAGAAAGCCCUGCCAGCAACCCUUCCAGCUCCAUGGACAACAGUGACAUGGACUUUGAGGAGCUGGAUGAUAAUGGAGACCGAUCGAGACACAGGACGCCACGGAAUGCGAGGAUGUCUGCCCCUUCGCUUGGUCGCUUUGUUCCUCGGCGGUUCCUCCUCCCUGAGUAUCUGCCCUAUGCUGGGAUCUUCCACGAGAGAGGGCAGCCUGGUCUGGCCACACACUCCUCCGUCAACAGAGUGCUCGCAGGAGCAUCGAUUGGUGACGGACAGUCUGCGGUCGCCAGCAACAUCGCAAACACCACCUACCGUCUGCAGUGGUGGGACUUCACCAAGUUCGACCUGCCUGAGAUCAGCAACGCCUCCGUGAACGUUCUGGUGCCAAACUGUAAGAUCUACAACGAUGCGAGUUGUGACAUCUCGGCAGACGGUCAGCUGCUGGCCGUCUUCAUUCCCAGCAGCCAGCGGGGUUUUCCAGACGAGGGCAUCCUGGCCAUCUACUCUCUGGCUCCACACAACCUGGGAGAGAUGCUCUACACCAAGAGGUUUGGUCCUAAUGCCAUCUCUGUCAGUCUGUCUCCGAUGGGCUGCUAUGUGAUGGUGGGUCUGGCCUCUCGCAGGAUCCUGCUUCAUCCUACCACCGACCACAUGGUGGCGCAAGUCUUCCGCCUGCAACAGCCACAUGGAGGAGAGACCUCUAUCAGGAUGGUCUUCAACGUGGUUUAUCCCAUGGCUCCAGACCAGAGGCGCCAUGUUAGCAUCAACUCCGCUCGCUGGCUGCCGGACCCCGGGAUGGGUCUGGCUUAUGGAACAAAUAAAGGAGACCUGGUGAUCUGUCGCCCAGUGUUCUAUCGCAGCGAUGCCGAGGGCCCUGGAGAAUCGAGCAGUGAACCUUUAUUCUCGGUCAACAACAGUGGAACGAGCAGAACCCGAGGUUCUGACCGACCAGGGCCGAACCGCUCUGGCUGGAGGUUGGACAGAGACAUGGGAUUGAUGAACGCGAUUGGUCUUCAGCCGCGACAUCCCACGCCGUCAGUGACAUCACAAGGAACCCAGACGCCAAUCGUCCAGCUGCAGAACGCCGAGACCCAAACGGAGAGGGACCUAUCAGAGCCCAGCGUCUCCCAGCCACCACCUAAUGUCUCAGCAGAGACUCCAUCCACGAGUCGAGCGUCUCAGCAGGAGGCGUCUCAGAGCGGCAGCGCUGCAGACGGCGUCCAGACGGAGGCGUCCUCCGAGGCCAACACGUCCACAGCUGCUGAUUCCCCAGAGUUCGGUUCAGGUGAAGACGCUCUGGCUCGAAUCCGCCGGCUGAUCGCGGAGGGCGGUAUGACGGCGGUGGUCCAGCGGGAGCAGAGCACCACCAUGGCUUCCAUGGGCGGCUUUGGAAACAAUAUCAUUGUCAGCCAUCGCAUCCACCGCGGCUCCCAGACCGGCAUCGGGGCCUCCAGACCUCCAGCCGAGCUCACCAUCACAGCCCCUCCCUCCUCAUCAGGACCUGUCCUCAUCACACAGAACCAGUCUUACCUUCCUCCCCAAGCCUCCACCCCAUCUGAACAACUCGCUCCCACGUGGGGCCCCCAGGGGCUGUCGGGCCCCCAGGGGCUGUCGGGCCCCCAGCCCUCCGGCCUGUCUCUGGCCGUAGACAAUGACGACGUGUUUGACGGAGGGCGAGUGGACGACAACUCCCUUCCGGGUCCCUCCUCUUCCUCGAUGCUGCUGUCUUCCCCCUCUUCGUCCUCCUCCUCCUCCUCCUCCUCCUCUCACAGCCCCCUGCCCACCGGCGGCGGGAUGUGUGGCCCCAAUAGUUACCCCGGUGACCCGUACAGCAGGUAGUUCUCCUAUUGGCCAAGAGAAGCAGAGCGCUCGCUGAUGUGUUUUGUUAAGGGCGCUCCUCAAAGCCUUAUCUCACAAAGACAUGGGUGCUGCUUCGACUCUGCACAGGGUCUCCCGCCUGAAACAGAAGGGACACGAGAACCCCACCUCCCCCGAAACCCGCAUGGCGUUGGCGUGCACUUAGAGAAACUGGACUGAAGCUGAACUGCGACCCUCCUCAUCAGAAAGGGCUCCUACUUGAGCGGAGGCCAGUCAGAUCUCCUCUCUGCUCGUUGGUCUAAGGUUCAGCAAACUGGGAGAAAAGGUUCCUGUGUCAAAGUGCCAUGUCGGGGGGGGGGGGGGGGUCUUUCUUACACACAUUUACUCCGAUGUGCUGCAUAGUAGUAUAAAUAAUGCGUGAUUGAAGUGUUAACAGUGAACUCAGCACUACUUUGUCUUGAAGCCUGUUUUGUACCGUGUGUAUUCUGACGUGUGGGAGGCGGGACUCUGCUCCUCGAGGACGUCACUGAUCAAUCACACGUCCAUCAAUCAUCCCUGACUGACACCUGAGACUGACCUGGAGUCUGUUCAACGACGCUGCAGUUUAUCAUUUACAUCCUCAAAAGGCUGAGGAGGACCAGGACCCACCCCCCAACCCCCCGCAAACUUAAAUGCACUAUGGUGUGUUUGUCUGUGUGUGUGUGUCAGUGUCAGUACUUUUCACACAUCUUUUAAAUUUUUUUAAUUGAAGUCUUUGUUUCUGAAAACUUUCUGGAACUCAAAACCACCAAUAACUCAUUAGUGCUGGCUCCUGAUUGUCUAUCAUGUCUUUACUGUAAAUACUGAUGACGACAAUUCUUGGUCCCACCCAUACACGCCCUCAACCAAUCAGGAGUUAGUGUCAGCUGUCAGUCAUGACGUCGCAGCGUGUUUUUAAGUCAUCUAAUAAUUAACUAAAACCAAACUGAUCAGAAACACUCAGAUUUGUUUUUGUUUGGUCAAUGUCCGAUCUGCUAACAUGGGGGGGGGGGCGGUCUGGAGGAGCUGUCAUGUCGUCCAUCUGCAGUAUGUGCUGGUUUCGUGGUCGGGUUAUAUCGCCACCUGCUGGUGGGAUGUGUUCACAGCUCGUUUGGAAUGUGGACAGAAUCAUUUUGAGAACAAAGUAAAAACUGAUUGUUUGAAUAAACACCAGUGAACGUGAUGUUCACAGAUUCGCUCCAGGCAGCCGGUGGCUUCAUUCCUUUCCUCUCAGCAUGAGAUUCAAACUGAUUUAUUCAAAUGGUAGAAAUAUAUAAAAACCAGGAUGAAGUUCGUUUGACUUGAUUCUCAUCAGAGCAGCGGCUGCCUGGCCCAAAGGGAACAGCUUCUGUGGUCAUGUCCUUUUGGUCCACAAAUCAAAUGUCACAUGUUUGAUUCCCUAUGUUCACACGUGUCACGAGGAUCUGAUCUGUUACAGCAGCCGAUGAGGUUGAUUGUGCGUCACGCCCCCAGUCCACGCCACAAACUGUACAAAUACUGAUAUCAGCUUAAUAACGAGAUAAACCAGAGAACUUGAAAUAUCCUCCGACUCACAAAGUUUCAGAUAAAAACACAAACGACUGUUUUUAACAAAAAGGAAGUUGGGAAAAUUUUUUUAGCAGCAGAUUGUAGUGAGUGAGAAUCGAUGUGUGUGUCUGUGGAAGUGUGUGUGGCCGGCAGGAGACCCGUGUACUAUCCCUCAGCUGCCGGCGUCCACCACAGGAAACUUCAUCUGUAACCUGAAGGUUCAGAACCUGUUCUUCGGUUCUACUGGUAUGGAACGUUACUGGGAAGGUGUCUCAUCACGUCCAUGUGUCUCAUUGUAGACGACAGCAUCGUUAAUUCAGCCAAGGUCAGAGGUCGUCUGAGACUCCACGCCAGCUCGGGACAGACAUGAUGUCACUUCCUGUAUUGGCUCAUCAGCAAGUUAGUUAUAAUCUGUCUUAAACCAGAGUGUGGUCUUUCAGGUUGAGGUCCGUGCGUUCAGACGCUUUCACUCUAAAGCCUUCGCUCACACUCAGACACUCGCACAACUUCACUUGUCAACACAACACCUGAACAUUUGAUUGGUUUUGGAUUCAAACGCGUCUGAACGUCCCUCAAACUGAAAGUUCGUCCUCCGGAGCAAACAAAACUCAACUUGGUUUCAUCUGCUGUUCCACUGUGGCCUUAUGGGAAAUGAUAAAGGUCAAACAUGCUGCUCUGCUGAUUCCUGGGGAAAUGUUACAAUAAACUGAACGUUACUGAAAACAUUUCAUUUUUUAACUUUCUGUCAGUGGACAGGCCUCCGCCCCCUCCUCCCCUAACCCCGCCCCUCUGCAUGCAGAAAACCAACUGGAAUUGAAGGGACUCCUCCUCUUCAGCCUGAGGGACUGUACAGACGCUCUUUUUUACUUUGUGUUCUUACUCCACGUCGCACAGCGCAGUGUAGAUGCUGAUGUGCUGCUUGUGUUUCAGUUGUGUGUGUGGGGGGGGGGGCACGGCUCUGAUUGGAGCAGAGACUCUGGGAUUCACGGGGUCGUUUAUGUGAGAUUUUUUUAUUGAACAUUUAUUUCCUUUAGGUGAGAUCAGAGUUGUGGUGUCAGGUGACACAGAACAGCUGAUCUGAACCGUCCUGAAUUCACUUGAUCAAUGAACCUUUUAAAAACAA
Platichthys flesus (European flounder) is the source of this 7193-nucleotide messenger RNA. It is a transcript of the gene ambra1b, whose product is annotated as autophagy/beclin-1 regulator 1b. The record is from RefSeq and is a predicted model, not a curated record. Gene Ontology annotation, cellular component: intracellular membrane-bounded organelle. Gene Ontology annotation, molecular function: protein binding. The transcript is spliced from 19 exons. Gene Ontology annotation, biological process: autophagy. Bases 368 to 4546 code for a protein of 1392 amino acids. Lineage: Eukaryota; Metazoa; Chordata; Actinopteri; Pleuronectiformes; Pleuronectidae.